GAGCCCAAUUCCGCACGUCUUGUACUUAAUCGUUCUUCCGUUGAAUUCGAUAAUCGAUGUACCUCCAACAAUUACCAGUAAUUCGUUGAAUCGGAUCCUCUAGUUAGCGCUUUUCCUCGUUCGCUUUCGGCACGAUGCCCUAACUUCUCUAUCGUGCAAAUCACACGGGCCUGAGACAAAAGACCGGGACAAGGUUUCUAGACGGGACAAAGAGAAAAACCUCCACUGACUAAUGCAUUCCAUCGGAUGGAAUUUUACAAUCUUUCCUCGCCUCGGAGGAAGACGCCGAGAGAAAGACGGCCAUGGCAAAUGGCCCAGCAGUACCUGUACUCGAGCAAGCCAUCAUUUUCUUGCGGUCUUCGGUCAGGUCGAGCUAAAAUAGCAGAGUGGAGGUCGAAGGCGUUCUCGGCGACGAAGUGCUCGUCCUUCUGCACGUACCAAUUUUAAAAAAUCGAGUCAUCUCGGAAAACCAGCGGGAGAUUUUCCAGACGCGUUUGCACAACUUACAAGGGAAAUCCUGGAUUUCGCCGAAACGUUCGCCGCGACGAGGAAAACGUGCCGGCACGGCGGGCGUUGCUCCCUUUUCCCAAUUAAAGGAGCCAUUUUGGUUGAAUAUUUUCCCGGUGCGCCCGAAACAGAGGGCUGCUGUCGGUUGUUGCGGUCGGCGCCGGACGAUCGGUCGACAUGGAGGCAGAAGAUCCUCAAUUGGUAGUGGAAAACGAAGAGAGCACCGACGUCGAGAGCUGCAAGCCCAGGAGCGAAGUGGACGAGGACAAAGAAGACUCCGAAGCCAAAGAGAGGUCUGAGACGCCAAAAUCAGUCGAUGGAGCACGGGGAGUUUGGCCCGUUGCUGAGAGCGGACCGCCUCCGAGCAGGGAGCCGGAGAGGAAUGUCGCGGCCUCGCCACCCCAUCGGGUCGAAGGCCCGAUCCGACCAGCGGCAGGACCCGGUGAGUGGAAUUCAUUGCCAGUAUUAGUAGAGCGGCUGCGCUCGGCCCUGGAGCUCUCCUGUUCGAGUGGGAGCAGCGAGGAGCAGGUGCACCCGGAGGACUCGGGCAUCGACUCGGAGGGCGACCUCCGACCCAGACUCCCGAUGGACCGUCAGAGCCCGAAGCCGCUGGACCAGCAGUUCCUGGAGGACCUGCUGCUCUCCGACAUCCAGACGGCGCUGGCGCGGCUGCGAGAGACCCUGCGGCGCGCCGACGUCGGCGCCCUCGUCAGGUACAGCUCCACCCUGGACCCGGCGAGCAAGCUGCACCUGCUGCGGCUCGUCUCGAACCUUCUGGCGAAGCUGAAGAUCCCGGAGAGCCCCGAGGAGGAGAGUCAGCCUCGUCCGAGUCCACCUCGACGGCGGCGCAGGGAGCGGCACACGGUCGUCGUCACGGCCGAGGAGCUGGCUCGCGCCAGGAAGUGGCUGGAGGAGGAGAGGAACCUCGCCGAGCGUCCGUUCCCGGAAUCCGCGCGGUUGGACGAGGCCCAAGUCGCCCCCGCGAAGGCGACUCGACAGGACCACCCGGAGCGGACGGCAGAGCGGCAGUUCGAUCGCGUCCGCGAGAAGCACGUGAAGGACGCCAUCAACCACCGACAGUCGCUGCAGAGCCGGAGCAAGGAGCCGGACGGCUCCCCCGAGGACGAUACGAAGGCGCCUCGUCUCGUCGACGGCCCCGGGGUCGAGGAGGAGUUCGGCAGCUUCGCCGCUCCCUUCCGUCCGCCGGAACCCCCGGUACUACCGGUACUACCGGUCAGGUGCAACAAGUUUUCCGCGAAGAAGUCCAAGAUCAAGAGGGCCAACACCAUAGACAUCCCGAGCUACCUGAAGCUGCAGGCCGAGGGCCACGGCCGGAACCAGGGCUGCAUCGCCCUGAGGAGGCCCAUCGGCGUCGGGGACAAGGUCCUGGCCGGCACGACCAAGGCGGUGCCCUCCUUCGAGCCCAAAACCGAGAACGACCGCAAGUUCCUGGCGCUGAUCGGCAGGAACAGCGAGUCCGGGCCCGCCGCCAACGUUCUGCCCUUCAAGAACUUCAACUACAGGCAACCCUCCGUGGCCGACCGCAACUGGAACGAUCGGUUCGCCGACAUCAAGACCACCUUCGACAAGCCGCGAGACGUCUCCCCCGAGGACCGUGGCCCCUUGAAGCGCCCCAGGGACAACAGCGGACGACUUCGCGCCGGCUCGAACGAGGACCGGGAGAACCAGGGGGUGGUCGUCGGAUCCCUGAAGCUCCCUUACGCGACCGCCGAACCGACGUCGGGGUUCACCCACGCCCCCACCUCUCCCUUCCGCAAGAUCGAGAAGACCGGGAAGGACUUCGUCCCUGAGUUCCUGAAGCCCAAACUGCUGGAGGCCACCGCCGAGACCGGCGGCACCCUGCAGGCCAAGGUGAAGAUGUUCGACAAGGAGAGCAACCGAAACGCACCGCCGCCCCAAACCAAGGGCAAGUACGUCAAAUCCGGAAACGCGCCGUCCUCGAUCCCCGGGACAAACGGAGCGAUGGAGAACGGUCGCCUGAAUUAUCAGUCGUUUUGCAAGCAGUUCGCCCCUGCCUCGAACGGACGUCAAACCGAGUCAAGCAAAGCGCCGUCGAGAAUCGGUUCUCGGGAGAGUCCGUCCAAAUCCAAUCGACCCGGCGUGGUCCACCAAAGGGCGGAAUACUACGACGACCUGGAGCACUCCGAAGGCCCUCGUCCCCGAUACGAAAAUCCGGACCAGUGGUCUUCGAGAAAUCCUAAACCAUGUAAGAAAUUGGACAACGAUUCAGGUGGGCUUCACCGGAGGGGCGAGUAUUACGAGGACCAGGAUCGCCAGGAAGACCCUCGACGAUAUCGAUACGAGAACGUCGAUCGACUCGAUGGGAGUCCCAAGAGCUCCUUAUCGCGCAGCAAGUUAGACGAGACGCCGGAGAAGAUGAUCGAUAACGAGUCCAGGACCGGUUGGGAUGGGAAAUGCUUCGACGCAGCGCCGAGGAAUGCCGACGUCGGGAACGAUUGGUCGACCAAGACGAUUCAGCCCGUUGCUCCCGACAACGGACCUCAUCCCCUGGACGGCACCGCCAAAGAUCACCCAGUGACCGAGAAAACUCUUCCAGAAUUUCAGGGCCUGUUUCAGCCCAACGUAGAUGGGUCCCUGGACCUGGGGACGAGUCCCGACGUCGAAGGGGUUACGCCCAAGUCGAAUUUCCCAAAGGUUAUCCCCCUGCAGAGUCUGGACGUGGACACCAACAGGAUGUCAAAUCUACCCCAGAGCGGUUCGGCACCUUCCCACUCACCUGCCGAGAGUCACAUCGGAAAGGGUUACGAGGUUUCCGACAAGAGUCCUAGAUACGAGCCAUUGAUGGCGUCUUCCCCGGUGAAGAGUAACCCCGGAUAUCCGGUGGACAAUCCUAGAGUCUAUCAGGAGCAGACGAGCUAUCCAGAGGUGGGACAUCGCGUCUCAGUCCACCCCGUCCCUAGGGAUUUCGAGGUCAACUAUUCUCGCCCGAACGAGUCGUACCGAUCGUACUCCUCUAGUCAGAAUCCCAUCAAAACGAUCGACAAUUUCCUUAGGGCCAGCUUGUCCCAAGGCCACUUGCCGAAGGAUGCCGACGAUGGUCCAAAAUCGAGCUACCCUUUAACGAGCGAGGAUAACGAUCGUUCGUAUCCCGGAAGCAGGGACGAGGAGCGAAUUCGAAGCUACGUUCCUUGGGGUCACUCGUCUCGCGACCUGAGCAACCGUGAGAAGCAGAGAACCGAUUACGAGGCAAACUAUCCAGGAGGGGCCGAAGAGGCGUCGCGGCAAGACGUCUUCCAGGAUCGAAACUACGAGGAUCGGUUAUCCGUUUCCGGUGUGCCCAGGACCGAAGAAACGUAUCCAAGGAUCGUCCCCAACGAGGUCGUGCUUCCCGAGGAGGACAAGAUCGCCAAUCAAGACAUCAGCCCCGAAGGUGUGGUAACGAGGUACACCUGCGCGAUAGCCACGAUAGCGCCGGAGGCGUCGAUGCUCCCCGAAGAGCGACGAGAUUCGACGGAGUCCCUUUCCGGCAAGAACCGUCUCGGGCCCGAAGAAAAGCGCGACGUCCCGGACGAAACCGCGCAGCAGAUGGGCGAGGUUCCUAGAGCGGAGCCGAGGAAGAGGGAGAUCCCGCUGGACGAGAUCCAGAGGCACAACCUACUGCAGCAGAACCUGGCCAGGAAGCUGCAGAGUGACGCGACGUCGAAGCCCCCGAAGCACCUCGUCUUCGACUCGUCCCUCGGAAGGGAAGGUGUACCCUUCGUCCAGGAGGCCUCGUCCCGCGGAUUUACUCCACCGAGGCAGCCCUGCGAGCCCGUCGUGGAGAGCAACAACACUCAGGAGAAGAUCGGCAUCUUCGAGAGCAGAAACCCGAACAGACACCGUCCCUCGCCCGUUAGGUCCGGGUUCCGAGGGGGGCCCCCGAAGGUGAACGUGGUGAGUCCGUCGAAGAUCGUCCAGUCGAAGGGACCCAUCGGCAGCAGCGCAAAGCUGAUCGACUCCAGCGACGAGUACCUGAUGUCCUGCGCCAGUCGACCCUCGCGCUCGAUUGUCCUGUCGAAGUCCGAGUCCUGGCACCAGCUGGCCCUGUCCAAGAGCAACCUGCAGGUCCCUCGAGUCGUCCAGGAGUCCCCGCCUCGGCCGCCCAAGUCCAGGUCCCCGUCCUCCUUCAGGCUGUCCAAGCAGUUCGAGGCCGCCGCCACCUCGGACAACGUGAAGCGCAUGGAGGAGAAGAUCCAGAGGUACUUCCACAGUCCCACCAACGCGGGCUCCGGGGAAUCCCCUCCCUCGGGGAGGAGGGAGUCCAAGAGCAAGAGGUGCCCGGGGCCCGCGAAGAGGAGCCAGAACGGCCUGGCCAGGAGCCACACGGUCCCUCACCUGUACGACGAGAGGAACCUCGUGGAGCUGGGAGACGUCGACGCCGCCUUCGACGACCUCUUCAGGGAGACCGUCAGGAGCGACGCGCGGUGCUGAGCCUCGACCCCGCUGGUCGGUCCGAUCGAUCGCCACGUUAAAUGGUACCUCCUUUGUAAAAUGCCGCGCCCAGGGCCAUAGGGCCGGCUCUCGUUCUCCGUUCUCCAGUUUGACCUCCGUUUUCGGCCGAGCGACUCUCCGUCCUCCUCGCGUUCCUGGAGCCGAAGGUCCAUCGCUCCUGGAGCCGUCCCAGCGUCCGAACGAUACGAAGCCUCGAAGACUCCGCACCCUGAAAUCAAGACUCCGAGUUAGCCGCAAGGAGGCGAAAUCCUCCCGAGACGACGUCGACGUCUUCGAGAAAAUCUUCAGGGUGGCCCUCGCGACCGGUUUUCCGCGCAACCGACCGUUUGACUUAUCGAUAGUUUGCAAGAACUCGAGUCGCCCGGGGAGAUAGAGAAAGGGCGCGUCUCUUCCGCGCCGGUUUAGCCCGGCUCGGUUCUUCCCCCGCUACUUUGUUUUUCGUUCUGCCUUUCGUUACCGUGCCCGGUGUGUGUGUCCCAAGCCCGGAUUAGAGGGACGUUUUAGUGCGUUUUCGAGGCGGCCCCGACGAUCAGUGAGUCUUUUUACCACUAUUUCUUCUACUACUACCACCGACUAGCUACUAGACCAACUAAGCCACCACUAGCGACGAGAACGUCGACCGUUCUCGGCACCUACACCCUGCACGAUCCCCACCGGAAGUUUCACGCAAUGGCGACGUCGACGGUCGAAAUCCGCAUCGUUCGAAAAAUUGAUCCCCAGGAAAAUGUUUCGACAACGCGGUGAUAGGAAUUUUUUAAAAACUAUUAAGAAGUUUUUUUUUCCAAUUGUACCCUCUUUCCUGAAAUUGAUAGCAGCACCACCGCGUCGGGCGAUUGCGGCCACGUCGAUGCGUUUUCCUGCAACGUGCGCGUUUUAUCGGGAGUUGCAAAAAAAUGCAUCGGGACAGAUUUCGUCGGUACAAUUUAAAAUUUCUAUCACCGGGAGUGAAACGCAUCUUGGAUGAAUUUUUUCGAUCGAUUCCGUCGCCUUUAAAUGAAAUUACUCGGCAGGGCUACGUACACCGUACUCUCGUGCGAGACGUCGCGGGACAUACACCGUUUGUCUUGGUUUACGCUGGUUUAGAGUACAGGAGACUAGUCUACUAACCGAGGUGUGACUCUCUCUUUUUUUUACAUUUUUCUACCAGAACUGGUGUGAAAAAGAGAUACCGUCUCCGGUUUGAUUUUGAGUUUGUUGGGUGUGUGGAAAAAAAAACGAAAGAAAUCAUCGAAUGCGUUGGCACCGAUUUGCAACUUUACGUCCGCGAGAUUCGAUCGAGUCGGCUAACCCGAGCGAGGAGGUUCGAAAUUUUGCGAAGCGAGUCAAAACUAAAAGCUAAGACUUUUCCUGACGUUUCGCGACCACUGCGUGGCGCAAUGUCGACCUCUGCACCCAUCGACACGGUUUCCCCCUUCGGAGACUACGAAGCAAACCAAAUGAAAAAUGACUCCUCGACGUACGAGUCGGGCGCGUCAAUUAAUAUCUAUCUUCCUUUAAAAACGAUUGCGCACCGCAAGAAAAUUACGCUCAACUGGUACGAUUAAAUGAACAAAAUGACGGAUCGCGCUUGACCGAUGACCCGACUUUCGUAAACGGGAAUUGCGGCUGUAAAUAUGUCUGUUACUGUAAUAAACACGAGAAAAUACGCCCCGA
Messenger RNA from Orussus abietinus, 6633 nucleotides. RefSeq lists its product as uncharacterized. The record is from RefSeq and is a predicted model, not a curated record. The transcript has 5 exons. NCBI's taxonomy places the organism in Eukaryota, Metazoa, Arthropoda, Insecta, Hymenoptera, Orussidae. Bases 685 to 4959 code for a protein of 1424 amino acids.